This is a messenger RNA of Mugil cephalus (flathead mullet), 2937 nucleotides long. Its product is annotated as thrombospondin-type laminin G domain and EAR repeat-containing protein-like. The coding region runs from base 478 to 2529 and encodes 683 amino acids. Gene Ontology annotation, biological process: signal transduction. The record is from RefSeq and is a predicted model, not a curated record. The transcript is spliced from 15 exons. Lineage: Eukaryota; Metazoa; Chordata; Actinopteri; Mugiliformes; Mugilidae.
GAGGACAUCCUGGUCUCUGGGGACAUCCUGUCUCUGGUCUCUGAGGACAUCCUGGUCUCUGGGGACAUCCUGUCUCUGGUCUCUGAGGACAUCCUGGUCUCUGAGGACAUCCUGUCUCUGGUCUCUGAGGACAUCCUGGUCUCCGGUCUCUGAGGACAUCCUGGUCUCUGAGGACAUCCUGGUCUCUGGGGACAUCCUGUCUCUGGUCUCUGAGGACAUCCUGGUCUCUGGGGACAUCCUGUCUCCGGUCUCUGAGGACAUCCUGGUCUCUGAGGACAUCCUGGUCUCCGGUCUCUGAGGACAGAGGCUUGUCCUGAAGUUUGUCCACAAAGUCAGAUUCCUAGAAGACGUCUGACCAGGUCUGGUGAUAUCUGACCUGUUAAUAACUUAAACAAUAAUAAUAAUAAUAAUUAUAAUAAGAGGAAGGAGUCGGAUGUCAGUGUUGGUGAAUCCAACGUGUCCACGGUACGAGGCGUGAUGAUGCCGUGCUGCUCCCUGACCUGGACCUGGACCUGGACCUGGACCUGGACCUGGACCUGGACCUGGACCUGGACCUGGCUGCUGCUCACGGUCCCAGUCCAGAGCUGGAGGCCCUGUACAGAUCUACUUCCUCUAGACCUGCUGUCCAGAGCCCUGCCCCACCCACUCCCCGGACAAGCCCCGCCCACUCAGGUGCAGAUGGUUCAGUCCAAAGGGUCCCGGGGGCUCCGAUUGGCCGGUGCCAUGGCAACAGGACUGAGUUUCCCUGCCUCCCAAAUCUUCACCAACUGUGACUUCUUCCCCGCGGAGUUCUCAGUUAUCGCCACAGUGAAGCUGCAGAGACUGAAACAGAAGACCAAUGAGUACAUCUUCUCUGUGGUGGAGGAGGGAUCUGAGUCACUGUUGCUGGGGUUACGUGUCUCCGAGAGCCGCCUUCACUUCUUGACCACGCCCCCUGGCGUUGGUGGGAGGAGUCGGCUGACUUUCAAAGAUGUCUGCCUGGAUGAUAACCACUGGCACACCGUGGUGCUGGCCGUCAGCGGCCCCUACGCCACGCUGACCGUGGACUGUGGGCUCCCUCUGGAGAUUAAACAGGUCCAGUCAUUUCCCAGCACUCUGAGCACUAGAGGGUCCAGGUUCUACAUCGGGGGCCGGGGCCGGUGGAGGGGCCGUUUCACUGGUCUACUCCGUCAGCUGGUUCUGCUUCCAGGCUCAGAUGCUACAUCCAGACUGUGUCCCACCUCCAACCCGGGUCUGGCUGAGCUCUCCGUCCCUCAGGUUCUGAAGUCCACCCCGCUCCAGCUGGACCUCCAGGGACCAGUCUACCCCUAUGAGGCCGAGGCCCGAGUGACUCUGGGAACCCGCCCUCGGUGUUCUGGACCAGAACUGGGUCAGCUGUGGUUCGACGCCCAGAGGAAAGGUCUGUUCAUCUGUGAUGGGACGGGAUGGAGCCCAGUGCUGCAGAGGAAGGAGCGUCUGGACUACCUGGAGGACUACCAGGACCUGGACACCCGCUCACAGACCUUUGACGUGGAGGUCUUCUCCAUCCCAUCUGAGGGUCUGUUCAUGGCUGCAGCCAACAGCGACUCGAGACCUGGAUCAGGUAUCUACAGGUGGACCGAUGGAUCCUUCCAGCUCCACCAGAACAUCAGCACCCAGGAGGCCCGGUCCUGGAAGCACUUCACCAUCCAAGACCAGAUUUUCCUGGUGGUGGCAAACUUCAAGGAGGCGGAGUCUGAGCUGUCAGUCAUCUACAGGUGGAACGGGAGGCGGCGGCAUUUCCUCCGACAUCAGACACUGGAGACUCACGCCGCUCUGGACUGGGAGGCCUUCCACAUCCACAACCACAGCUUCCUGGUGGUGGCCAAUCACAGACGAGCCCGAGACUCCGCCCACAACAUCCACAGUGUGAUCUACAGGUGGAACCCAGAGACAAAGCUGUUUGAGGUGAACCAGACUCUGUCCACAUCUGGAGCGUAUGACUGGGAGUUCUUCAGCGUGGGACCGUUCCACUUCCUGGUGGUGGCCAACACCUUCGAUGGCCGGACCACAGCGGUCAGCUCCACCGUCUACGUCUGGAUGGACGGACGCUUCCAGACCUUUCAGAGCAUCCCGACGGUGGGGGCCACGGACUGGGAGACGUUCCAGAUCGACGGCAGGUUCUUUCUGGCCGUGGCCAACAGUCAGAGCAUCUCCAGCCAUGGGCCGAGUCUCUACAGCCUCAACUCCACCGUGUACGAGCUCAACCCCCUCACCCAGACCUUCAUCCGCUUCCAGGACAUCCUGACCCACAGUGCUGUGGACUGGGAGUUCUUCACCAUCGGAGAUGAGAAGUUUCUGGUCGUGGCCAAUUCUCAUGAUGGCAACUCGUACUCUCUGAACAGCAUCGUCUACAGGUGGCAGGGAUACGAGGGCUUCGUUCCCGUCCACAGUUUGCCGACGUUUGGCUGCAGAGACUGGGAACACUUCAGCACGGAGCAGGGUUCCUUCCUCCUCUACUCUAGCGCCACCUCCAGGCUCAGCAAGGUAUUCAGACUGAAGACGUACUGAGAGACAGGAGGACGUCCUCAUGGACUCGGGAGAAACUGUCUUUGAACAUGAAGCACUUUGAGCUGAGAGAACAGCGCCCCCUCUGGAGCUUUCAUGAACUGAUCACUGAAGGAAACUACUGUGAUGGGUGGAAGUCACAUUUAAGGAGCGACAGCCACAAGCUGCUGAACAUUUAUUUAUUGAUCCUGAAGCUCUUCAUCCAGCAGUGACUCAUUUCUGAUCAGUUUGUUUCUUUAAUAUUUAAUCACAGUCAAGAAUGAAUUAAUGUUUUAAACUAUAUCAACGUCUCCUCUCUUUAGCCAUGUACAUAAACUAAUAAGUUAUUCUACAGACAUGAAUUUAAGCUUUUCAAAAUGUACUCUGUAAAACAUGAAGUAUAUGUUUAAAGUUUUUUAUUAAACGAUUUCA